Molecule: messenger RNA, 657 nt
Organism: Dissoconium aciculare CBS 342.82
Lineage: Eukaryota; Fungi; Ascomycota; Dothideomycetes; Mycosphaerellales; Dissoconiaceae
Exons: 1
Coding region: 144-539 (131 amino acids)
Source: RefSeq, a predicted model, not a curated record
GUUCCUGUCAUGCGAUCAGACGGUGGCCGAGGUGAAUCGGCAGGAAUGCUUGUCUUAGAAGAUGCACAACAAUAUGAGCGAGGGCACUGCACGAGUGCCGCAGUCUUCCUCAAUCUUUGGUUGAUUGAUUGAGUUUGUAAGAGAUGCCAGCCUUGCCUCGGGCACCUCCAUUUCGUAGUGGGACUGCAGGCAAACCGGCUAGGCUAUCUCAAUGCCGAGCUGUGGCUGUGUGUGUAAUCCUAUUUGUAGGAGACCUGCAUAUCGAAGCUCCCGUCCCUCCCAAGGUUCACUCAUCUCACAGCGACUGCUCCGGAGAAAAAACAGCGUUUCAAAAUUGGUCCAUGAGAACCCUGAGUAGAAGCAAAGAGUCUCUUGCAGCGAAUGAUCCACGGGUCUCACUCUUAUCGUGCUGCCUUUCCGAUUCUGAUGGCUUCAUAUUCCUCCUAUCUGCAAUGCCCGACACAACGGGCAUUCAGCGUAUCUCGGCCAUACGCGAAGCCUGUAGUGCGUCCCUGAUCUUCCCCAGCGCCACAUCUUGACGAAAGGAAAUCGGCCAGCAGCCGUGUGGUGGCGAUUACCGGACAAAGUCACUCUCAAAAGGGUACUGUGCAGAGCAGAUGGCAGGAUAUGCCAAUUUCCACGAUAUGCAUGAUUUCG